GUGAUCUGUCAGAAGUCAGACCCGCCAGUUGUCAUUAAAGUGUGUCAAAUUCAGGGUCAAUUUUACAAAAAAAAUUGGAAAGUGAUGAUAGGAACCCUGCUGGAGCAGAUCCAGUAUUUUUAAAUGUUUAAAUUAGUUGUGAUUCGACGCCUUGUACAUUUUUAAUUUGCAACACAUCUGUAUAUACACUUCCACCUUGUGCAGUGUAUUGAUAAAAAAAACUAUCAAAAUGGCAGCCACGAGAAGGUUACAAAAAGAGCUAGGAGAUAUUCGAAAUUCUGGAUUGAAGUCAUUCCGUGAUAUCCAGGUAGAUGAAUCAAAUAUCCUCACCUGGCAAGGAUUGAUUGUACCAGAUAAUCCACCAUACAAUAAAGGAGCCUUCAAGAUAGAAAUCAAUUUUCCAGCAGAAUACCCUUUCAAACCACCUAAAAUAAACUUCAAAACCAAAAUUUACCACCCUAACAUAGAUGAAAAAGGUCAAGUGUGUUUACCAAUUAUCAGUGCUGAAAACUGGAAACCAGCCACAAAAACUGACCAAGUGAUUCAAGCAUUAGUAGCUCUUGUAAAUGAACCAGAGCCUGAGCACCCUCUACGUGGCGACUUAGCAGAAGAAUACCUGAAGGACAAAAAAAAGUUCACAAAAAACGCAGAAGAGUACACGAAAAAGCACAGUGAAAAGAGACCAGCUGACUAAGAUAUACUUUUGUACACUUAGAAGAAAAUUUAUUCCUUGCAUUUUUCCUCUUUUUUUCUUUUUAUACCAUCUCUUUCAUUUUGCUCCAUAUAUUAAAGUUAUGGUGUUAAUUUAUUAAAAUUGUUCAUUAAUGUAAUAGUUAUCUUUUUUCCGCAAUUUUAUAUAAUAGACAAAUUUAUUUCGAGUCUCGUGUAAUUUGCAUUCUCAAAAUUAAUUUAUAUAAUAAAGCUGUUUUUAAAAUUAUAACAAAUUUUAUUUGUCGCAAAAAUCAGAUAUAACAAUAUCAUGUUGUAAAGUCAUAC
Molecule: messenger RNA, 996 nt
Organism: Acanthoscelides obtectus
Lineage: Eukaryota; Metazoa; Arthropoda; Insecta; Coleoptera; Chrysomelidae
Source: the annotation of a GenBank genome assembly